UUUCCUCAAUGCUUCAUUGUAUUCUCUGGUUUAGUAUUCCCAUUCUGGCUGGGAAAAAAAUGAGACCUGUCCUCAGACUUCAGAUUAUGAACAGAAAUUACUGUGUGAGGAGCUCUGAGCACAUGACACCUUGGAUCUCUGUGUGUGCCUUGGAAAAGCAAUGGGUUUAUAAAGGGAUAUUUAUUAUCCAAAGUGAAGAUUCCAACUUGUGCAUUAAAGCAGAGGCAGCUGGCCUUGUUCUGGAAGACUGCAGUCAGCCCUCAGAAGACAUGUUAUGGAAAUGGGUAUCCAAUCAUCGUCUUUUCAACAUAGGGAGAAGUACCUGUCUUGGACUGAGCAUCAAUAGACCAGAACAGCCAUUAAGUAUGCUUGAAUGUGAUUCAACUCAAUACUCGUUAUGGUGGAACUGUGAUGGAAAAGCAUUAGUUGGUGUAUCAGAGUACAAAUUAGCUGUUGAAAACAGCAAACAUAUUGUGGCCAGAAAAAAAUCUACUUGUCAGUGGAAACAGUAUAUGUCCUAUGAUGAAGGCGUUUGUGAACACCCAUUUCAAGAAACAUACACCUUGCUGGGAAAUUCUUUUGGUUUCCCAUGUGUUUUUCCCUUUAAAUAUAAGAACAAGUGGUAUUAUGAGUGUACUAGAGAUGAAAAGGAAUCUGACUGGUGUGCCACAACAACUCACUAUGAACAAGAUGAAAAAUGGGGGUUUUGUCCAAAUGCUGAGAGUGGCUGUGACAGUUUUUGGAAGACGAACCCCGACACGCACAUUUGCUACCAGUUCAACCUUGUGUCUGUGCUGAGCUGGCGUGAGGCACGGGCCACCUGUCAGCUGCAAGGAGGAGACCUGCUGAGUGUCACCGACCCCGAAGAGCAGAACUACAUAAGUAACCUAAGCAGGCAGUUAAACGCCACAGACAUGAUGCUGUGGAUGGGCUUGAAUCGCUUGGAUGAUGAUGCUGGCUGGCAGUGGUCAGAUGGAGCACCACUGGUGUUUGUGAACUGGAGAGCAAAUAUCUCUGAUAACCGUUUUAGAGAAAAUCAUUGUGCAGUGAUUAAUCCAAAAUCUAAGUAUGGCUGGCACAGUUAUUUAUGUGAAUCUGGAUUGCCUUUUGUAUGCAAAAAAUAUUUAAAUAAGACAGAGCAUGAAACAUUCGAUACAUGGAAGUAUUAUGCCACUCGUUGUGACACUGGCUGGUACCCACACCAUCGCAACUGCUACAGACUUCAUAAAGAGGAGAAGAGCUGGAAUGAUGCUUCUCUCUCAUGCCAAAGUGAGAGUAGUGGGCUCGUUAGUAUAUCCUCCAUGGCAGAUGAAGAGCUGCUACUUAACUUGCUUGAAAGUGAAAAUGUAACUGAAACAUGGAUUGGAUUAUACAGUAAUAACACUCCUGUUGUUUUUGAGUGGUCAGAUAGCACCCCAGUAAAAUUCUCUAAUUGGCACAGCCAAGAACCUAACACCUUUCAAAGAACAGGACAACUAUGCGUUUCAGCACAAGGAUCUGAGGGACGUUGGAAGAUUAAAAAAUGUGAAGACAGAUCUUUCUACAUUUGCAAAAAAGCAGGGGAAUUUGAUAAUGUCUCUCCUGAACUGGAAUCAAGUUGUCCAGAGGGAUGGGAAAGACAUGGUGGAUAUUGUUACAAAAUCGACAGUACCCCUCGAAGUUUUGAACAUGCUUCCAGUGGUUAUUUCUGCCCAUCUGCACUUGUAUCAGUAACAAACAGGUUUGAACAAGCUUUUAUCAACAGCAUGAUCCAUAGCAUGGUAAAAUCUGAGAGAACUUAUUUUUGGAUAGGAUUGCAAGACCUUAACAACACAGGAGAAUACUUUUGGCUAAGUACAGCAGGAAAGAAUCACUCCAUGAGCUACACAAACUGGAACAAGUACCAGCCACGUCAUUCUGGGGGAUGCGUGGCUAUGCGAGGACAGCACCCUGUUGGUUACUGGGAAGUGAAAAGCUGUAAGAACUUCAAAGCAAUGUCAUUGUGCAAGCAAAAAAUCAAUUCUUAUGAAGAACCUGAACUUACUUUUCAAAAACAUUUGAGUUCCUGCUAUUUUGGAUGGGAGUCAGAACCUCAUCUGCUCAACUGCUACAAGAUAUUUCACAAUGAAAAAGUUCUGAUGAGAAGAACAUGGGAUGAAGCAGAAGCGUUAUGUCAAGAUUUUGGAGCACAUCUUGCUAGUUUUAGCCAUAUCUAUGAAGAGGCAUUUUUAAACAAUUUAUUAUAUACAAUUUUUGAUAGAACAGAAGAAAGACAGUUCUGGAUUGGAUUUAAUAACAGAAAUGCACUUUCUGGAGGGACAUGGCAGUGGUCUGAUGGAACACCUGUUGUAUCUUCAUUUUUGGAGGACAAGUAUGUUGAAGAUGACUCAAGAAACUGUGGUGUGUUCAAAGUAAACAGAACGGUCUUUCCAGCACACUGCAAUGAAAAGCGUGAAUGGAUAUGCAAAAUACCAAAAGGUGUUAAACCAAUGAAUCCAGUUUGGUACACGGCUGAACUGCCAUGGUCAUAUUAUCAAGGAGCAGAAUAUCUUUUCCAUGUCAGUCCUGCGGACUGGGAAACCUACAAGUUUGUCUGUGGAUGGCUUCACAGUAGAAUGGCAACAAUAAAUUCUUCUGCUGAACAAGCCUUUAUUCAAAAUAAAAUAAGGAAGCUAUCGAAUAGUGACGUUCACUGGUGGAUUGGACUGCAUGCAGAAAACCUCAGUGAUGAAUUUCGCUGGGGAGAUGAAUCACCAGUAACAUACCAGAACUGGAAUGAAGGUAGAGAAAGAGAUCUGCAGAAACCAGGGAAAAGAUGUGGCUUCAUUUCAUCACAAACAGGACUCUGGGGUGACGAAAACUGUACUGUCUCCCUUCCCUGUAUUUGUAAACGUAAAAUUGCAAGAAAAAUAGAGAAAGUGAUUCCAAAAGACCAGAAACAACAAGGAGUAUGUCCCGAAGGCUGGUUGCACUUUGGAUUCAAAUGCUUUCUGAUACAAAUUCCGAAGGAUCCAGACCAUCUGAGAAACUGGUAUUCUGCACAGGAAUUCUGCAGUACCUAUGAUGGGUCACUUGCUUUCUUGGAAAAUGAACUGGAACAAGCUUUCAUAACAAUGAAUCUAUAUGGAUGGAAAACCAGUGUUUGGAUAGGUUUCCAGAGUGAUGAUUAUGACAAAUGGGUGAAUGAAAAUCCUACAAUAUAUUCUAACUGGUCUCCAGUUGAAAUAGUGGAUAGACAGCAUUUUAACAUUCAAGAACAAGUUCCACUGUGUACGUUGGUAUCAAAUAGCCCUAAUUUUUAUUUUACGGGAAAAUGGUACUUAGAAAACUGUCAGAAAAAUUAUGGGUUUGUCUGCCAAAAGACUCAGGACACAUCCAGACAUGUCAUCAAUGCAUCUGAAAUGUAUCCUGUGCCAGAUACUUUAGAAUAUGGAAACAGAAUGUAUAAACUAUUAACUGGGAAUUUUACAUGGUCUUCAGCUUUAACAGCCUGCAUGGCAAACAGUGCAGAGUUGGUCAGCAUUACAGACCAGUAUCACCAGGCGUUCCUCACAGUCAUGGUGAAUCGCCUGGGAUACAACCACUGGAUCGGACUGUUCACCUCAGAUAAUGGGCUUAACUUUGAAUGGUCGGAUGGGACUAGGUCUUUGUUUACCUUCUGGGAAGACGAUGAGUCCCAGGCCUUUGGCAGUUGUGUUUACAUCGAUACUUCAGGGCACUGGAAAAGCACAAAUUGUGAACAACUUCUGCAAGGAGCAGUUUGCCAUGUGCCACCUAAAAAGAAACUCAGUGCCUAUAAAGGCUUAUGUUCAGGAAAAACUGUACCCUGGAUCAAAUUUAAAAACAGUUGCUACAGCUUUUCCACAGUUCUGCAGGGCAUGAGUUUUGAUACUGCAUAUGAAGUCUGCAAAAAUCAAGGAUCAAAUCUUCUAACUAUUCAAGAUGAAGAUGAAAAUGCCUUCAUUUUGGAAGAGCUACACAAUUUUGGUUAUUCUGUGCAAAUGGUUUGGUUGAACAUCCUGCUUGUUACAGACAAUGAGACAGUCUCCUGGUUUGAUGGUUCUCCUUUAAAUUAUUCUAACUGGGGCAUCAGGGAGCCUGAGUUUGACCAUCUCAAAGGGAAUUUCUGUAUCAGCCUGAGGACCACAGAUGGAGUCUGGCAAUUAUCUACAUGCAGAGAAAAAAAGGGUUUUGUUUGCAAAAUGAAUGCAGAUAUUGAUGCAACAGAACCCUCUGAAAAUGGCAAUGAUGCUUUUACCAUUCGCCACGACAAAGAGAACAAGUGCAUACAAGUUAAAAACUCAUGGAUAGUGAUAGAUGACUGCAGGGAGACAAGUGAAGCUUUAUGGAAAUGGGUAUCCCAGAAUCGCCUCUUUCACUUGGGGUCCAAACAGUGCCUGGGACUUGAUAUAUUCACAAAAUCAGUGUCUCGCCUGAAAAUGGUUGAUUGUAACUCAGAAUUAAUGCUGUGGUGGCGAUGUGCUGAUGCUUCCAUCAUUGGUGCAUCUCAGUACAAAGUGACUAUCAAGAAUACCUAUGUGACUGCAAGCAUAAAUGCAACAGACCAGUGGAGAAGCAACAGUUCCUCCAGUGAUAUAUGUCGGUACCCUUACCACGAGGUUUAUACCAAAGAUGGCAACUCAUAUGGAAAACCCUGCGAGUUCCCCUUUCUGUAUAAUAAGACAUGGCAUCAUGACUGCAUUCAGGAUGAAACCCAUACGGGUGGGAAAUGGUGCGCCACAUCUGAAGAUUACGCUCGUGAUGGAAAGUGGGGAAUCUGCUUACAACCAGAGGAUGGCUGUCAUGAUAUCUGGGAACAGGAUCCAGGGUCUAAAAAUUGCUACCAGUUUAAUACACAGUCUGCUCUUUCUUGGAAGGAAGCUUAUAUUUCAUGUCAAAGGCAAGGAGGAGAUUUACUUAGCAUCCAAGAUGCAUCUGAAUUAAGUUACAUACAAGCCAAGGAUGACAUCGCUGAGAUCUUCUGGAUUGGUUUAAAUCAACUGGACGUUUCUGGAGGUUGGCAGUGGUCAGAUCACAAACCUUUGAAUUUUGUCAACUGGCAUCCAGAUAUGCAGAGUUUGUCCCCACUGGAUGGGACAAGUUGUGUGGUAAUGAAUGCUGCUUCAGGUCAGUGGCAGAGUUACCACUGUGGGACUCAACUUCCAUAUACUUGCAAGAAGUCACUCAGUCAAGUUUCAAGCCUCCCAGAGGAUUGGAGACACUUGGAUACUCGCUGUGACUCGGGCUGGCUUCCCUACGAUGGCUCUUGCUACAUGCUGAUAAAUGACCCGGCACCUUGGAGCACGGCAGAUGAAUUGUGCAAAGCAAAUAAGAGUAACCUCAUCAGCAUACACUCAUUAGCAGAUGUUGAACUGGUUGUUACAAGGCUUCAUAAUGAUGCAGAAGAAGAAACGUGGAUGGGUCUUAGGAAUGAAGAUGUGCCAACCUUGUUCAAAUGGUCAGAUCAUUCGACUGUGGUUUUCACAUACUGGGAUCAGAAUGAACCAAAAAUUCCUUUUAACAGCACUCCUAACUGCGUGUCAUAUUCAGGCAAGUUGGGACAGUGGAGAGUGAAAUCCUGUGAAGAAAAAUUGAAAUAUGUUUGCAAGAAAAAAGGAGAGAUUCUGAAUGAAACGAAAUCAGAUGAAAGAUGUUCACUGGAAGAGGGAUGGGAGAGACAUGGGAACUAUUGUUACAGGAUUGAUAAAACGGAAGUUUCAUUUGGAACACGGUGCAAUCUUACAGUGAUGAACAGAUUUGAGCAAGAAUUUAUAAACAGUCUGAUGAGAAAACACACUGAAGUUGACGAAAAGUACUUCUGGACCGGUUUGCAGGAUAUUAGCCAAACGGGAAUAUAUUCCUGGGGUACAGUGAAUGGGGAAAAAACGGAAGCUGUGACAUACACUAACUGGAAUUCCUUGCAACCAGAGUUUUCAGGAGGAUGUGUGGCCAUGUCCAAUGGAAAUUCUCUUGGAAAGUGGGAAACUAAGGACUGUAAAACCACUAAAGCACUUUCGAUCUGCAAAAAAUAUAUUGGGCAGCCCAAGGAGCCAGAAGUGCUCCCAAAGCCAACUGAUCCCUGUCCCCCUGGGUGGCACAAUGGAUCCGGCCUUGCCUGCUACAAGUUCUUCCACAGUGAAAGAGUGCUGCGAACCAGGACCUGGGAAGAGGCAGAAAGGUUCUGUGAAGCACUUGGAGGCCAUCUGCCUAGUUUUAGUCACUCAGAAGAAGUCAAGGCACUUCAUUCUAUCCUGAGAAAAAUGAUCAGCAAUGACAGAUGGGUAUGGAUUGGAAUGAAUAAGAGGAGUCCAGAUUCUUUGGGAACCUGGCAGUGGAGCGAUGAUAAACCCGUAACUAGUGUUGUUAUGCCACUCGAGUAUCUGGAAGAUGAAUAUGAUACAAGAGACUGUGCUGCAUUAAAGACCUCCCAGUUUUCACGGAGAUCAUUUUGGAGAUUUUAUUUCCAUGAAGGCAGAGACCUGGAAUUUUACUUCAGGCCUUUUGAUUGUGAAGCUAAACUUGAAUGGGUCUGCCAGAUAACUAAAGGUAGCACUCCAAAGACACCUGAGUGGUAUAUACCAGAUGAAAUUGGAAUUCAUGGACCCCCACUUGUUGUUGAUGGAGCAGAGCUGUGGUUUGUACCAGAUAAAAACUUGAGCUACCAGGAAGCUAUUUUCUACUGUCAAAAAAAUGAUAGUGAUUUAGCCUCUGUGGAUUCUUACCCAAAACUCAGGGCAAUACUGUCUCAAAUAGAAAAGUUAUCAAAUAGCGAACAGAAGUGGUGGCUGAAGUUUAUUGAUUAUGGCUACAGCUAUCAUUCACCUUUACAGUUAUUUCCACGCUUGCAUGAUAGAUUCCUGAGAGAAUGCUGGUAUGUUUCUAGAAAGAACUGGUAUAGAGACUACCCAGUUAACUGUAACGUGAAACUACCCUUCAUCUGUGAAAAAAAUAAUGCCUCCUUACUAGAGAAACAUGAUCCCAGUUACCGCCCAGUCAGAGGAGGUUGCCCUAAAGGCUGGCAUCAGUUUCGGAAUAAGUGUUUCCAGAAGAUGAAACCUGAAUAUUUAACAUUUAAUGCAGCUAAUGAAAAGUGUGUAACUUUUGGAGGCUCUCUUCCAUCUAUCUCAGAUCAAGCUGAGCAAGAUUAUAUAACAUCCUUGCUUCCUGGUAUGCCAAAAGAUAUUUGGAUUGGUUUACAGUUUCUGUUCAGCACAAGAGAAAACAAAUGGAUAGAUGAGAGCAGACUGAUGUACAGUAACUUUCACCCACUCCUGACAGGAAGAUUAAGGAAAAUUCCACUGGAUCUUUUUGAUGAAGAAUUUAACAAUCAGUGCGGUGUAAUCCUCAAUGAUCCCAAAUCACAGUAUGCUGGAACAUGGAAUUUCACUGCUUGUGCUGACAGGCACUUCUUGGGUAUAUGCCAGCGUCCUACAGGAACUUCUGAUAACCAGACAGAGGAAGUCAUUAAUGGAACAUUGAGCUAUCAAAAUGUUCAAUACAUGGUAAUUCUGAAGAAUUUGUCCUGGAAUGAUGCAAUGGCUGCAUGCAUAAAUAACAAGAUGCAGCUGGUUAGCAUCACAGAUCAGUUCCAGCAGGCUUUUCUUGCUGUUCAGGCGGCCCUUCAUAAUUACCCACUCUGGAUUGGACUCUUCAGCAGAGAUGGUGGAAAGCAUUAUGGCUGGCUGGAUGGGAAACAUGUUAGUUUUAGUCGCUGGUCUGAAGAUGAUGAAGAAACAAACGAAGAAUGUGUGUUUUUGGACACUGAUGGCUUCUGGAAAAGUUCUGACUGUUCCUCUGAAAAUCGAGGUGCUAUUUGCUACGCAUCAGAAAAGGAGACUGAAAAAGAACAAGUUUCCCAAGUGAAGUGCCCACAUAAGAUUAAAAAUACACCUUGGAUAUCAUUUAGAAACAAUUGUUACACUUUUAUGAUAACAAAAAAUAGAUGGAGAGAACUGAAGUCUCAAGAAGCUCAUCAUUUAUGCAGGAAAAUGAACCCAGAAGCAUUUGUUCUGAGUGUUCGAGAUGAAGAAGAGAAUAACUUCGUUACUGAGCAGCUUCAUUCAUUCAGCGGUCUGGCUCUGUGGGUCUGGCUGGGUGUGAUUUAUGAUGACAGUGAUAAAAUUCUCAAGUGGUAUGAUGAAACUCAUCUGACUUACAAUAACUGGAGGCUGGGAAGACCUAUCAUAAAGAAGAACAGUUUUUUUGCUGGUGUAAACCUUGAUGGGUUUUGGGACAUUUAUAAUUAUUCUCAAAGUUGGCACGCCAAUCACUAUAACAUGUACAGUAUUCUUGCCUGUAAAAUCGAAAGGGGACCCCAACAGCACAAGCCUCCGUUGCCCGAGUCUAUUCCACAUGGAAACAGAACAUACAGGAUCCUUCAGAAAAAAUUAACCUGGUAUGAGGCAUUGAGAGCAUGCAAACAAAAUGAGAGUGAUUUAGCAAGUGUACACAGUGAAUCACAACAGUUAUUUCUAGAAGAUAUUGUCAAACAGGAUGGUUAUCCUCUGUGGCUUGGGUUGUCAGUUCAUGAUGGAAGUAAAGCUAAUUUUGAAUGGUCAGAUGGAAGUGACUUUGACUACUAUCCUUGGGAAUUAGAAAACUCAAAUACUACUGAGAACUGUGUUCUGUUGGAUACUAAAGGAUCUUGGAACCGUACAAAAUGUACAAAUGUUGCUGAAGGUGCCAUUUGUUAUAGCCCUCCAAACAAGAGGCAGUUCCAGGCAGAGCAAGAGAGCAGAGCCUCAGGAUGCCCGCAGAGCAGUGGUGCCCUACAGUGGGUACAGUACAAGGAUCACUGUUACGCGUUUGACAUGGCAUUCUACAAUUUUUCAGUCUAUAAUAUGGAAGAGGCUAAGAAAGUCUGCCAGAAACUGAAUCCUUCAGCAACCCUUCUGACUAUAGUGGAUGCUGAGGAAAAUGCAUUUGUGAGCAAACACGUAAGGGAACAUGAUCUCAUCACCAAGAAUGUAUGGCUUGGCCUGGCUCAGAACUCUAAGGGUCAGUCCCUGAACUGGCUGGAUGGCUCAUCAGUUACUUACGUCAACUGGGAGAAUAAAACUGCAGGAGCCAAUGAAAAAUGCAGUGUUAUCACAUCCAGAACUGGCACGUGGUCCAAAGUUGAUUGCAGUCGUAGUCAAAGCAGAGUGGUUUGCAAAGCUCCUUUAGGUUCUAAUCAUACUGGUGUGGCUGUAGCAUUUGCCCUGCUAGUUAUCUUAGUCUUUGCUGGUGGGCUGGUGUUCUAUCUCUACAAAAAGAAGCGUCUUCACUGGAGUGCCUUCUCUUCAGUACGCUAUCAGCGAGGCAUGAACGAUGAUGAAACCGAUGAUAUGUUCACAAAAGAUGGCUAUUGAGAAACUUCCUUCUGGUUAAUUUAAGAAAGAACUUCACUGUGUGAAGCCAUAAGAAAUUAGCUGCUUGAUGUUCUAUUACUUCUUUUUGGAAAAGUAAUAAGGUUAUGAAUGGGGGCUAAAAUUUGUUCUUUUAUAUGCAAGUGCAAUUUUCUGAUAAAAAGUCAGUAGUAAUUAUAGGUUUCUAGAGUUCUGUUGUAUUUUUUAAUUUAUAGCAUUUUCUCUUUUUACUGGAAAGAGCUUUUAAUAGAAUAAAUUAAUGCCAACAGCACUUCAUGCAACAUCAGUUUAAUGAAUACACUUAAAAUUUACUUCCCCCAAUACUUUUAUUUAUACUAGGAUUAAAUGCCUAACUUUAUGGUUACCAGCCUGUAACUUAAUAGGUGAAAUGUGUCAUCUGUCCAAGAAGAUAAAAGAUAAGUCUAAGGAAAGAGUGAGAAAGAAUAUAUGGUAAAAAAACUUGUGUACAUAAAUGCUAAAAAUACUUGAGUAUUAUACAUAAAACUUAAACUUGAUUUUUAUAUGUGAUGUGUCACUGUAGCCUAUCCUAUGCACUCCAAAGAAAGCUUUAAAGGAAAAAAGGGAAGACAGAGUUGUAUAUAUUAAUUGCUAAACGAUUUGAUCAAUUAAUGUUUUGAAAAAGUCUUUUGACUUUUUUUAAUGCACAGUACAAAGAACAGGUGCAUUUACUUUUAUGAAGGAGGAUAUGCAAAAGACCAAAUGUGUUCUGCACGUGGUGGUGUCAUGAGAUGGUAAAUAGGAAUAUGUUUGGACUGAUGUGCUGAGAAGAGUACUACUGAUUUCUCUGAAGCAGCGGUGCGAGGUCACGAUGUCCAACUGCCUUUUUUCCUGCAGUUUACUUAUGUUGAUGGCACUUUUCUUUGUUCCUGUUUGCACUAUUUUGAUAAGCGAAUGUUUAUCAUUUGUGUUGAGAAAUAGAGAACUUUUUAUAGAUACUAUUUUGAGCCUGUUAAAACAACAGCCUGAAAGGGGCAAGUUAAAGGAGCCAUUGUGGUAGUUUGCUGAUCAAAGAAGUAAAGCACUUUUGUUGUUUGUUUGGUACUUUGGGCACAAUUGUGAACAAAUAGCUUUCCUGAGAUAACUUGCAGAAAAAGUACUUAUGAUGCUAGUUACUGUGUAAUGAAAAUAACUUUCAUUCUUUAGCUUACCCUGGUGUGAAAAGUGUUUGAAACAUUGCAAAGCCUGGUUCCUGAUGUCUUCUGGUUAAGCUUAUAUGCCUAAGUGCUUUGCCAAAUGACUUUUAACUUAAUGGAUUAGAAAAAGUGUUGGUUAUUGUCUUUUUCUACCUACAGUAGUAAGUGGGGAGAAUUAUUUAGAAGUUCCCGUGUUUUGAGAUUUACUAGUUUUAUAGAUGUUUAUACUUUGAGCAUUUUUAGGUGUGAAUCUGAAAUGUAAAGUGUCACUUGGUAGUAAAAUCCUAAUUCAAUACAAAAAAAAUAUAUACUUUUUAUUAAAAAUUGUAUAUUUUAUUCUUAUGAAUGAUGUAAAUAAUUUUUUAAGGCCCCAUUUCUCAUGUUUGUUUCAUCAUACCCAAAUUGUCUGAUCACUGGUAAGUCUUUUUUGAGUAAGCACAAUGGCCUUAGUGCAGGUGAAUAACCCACUUCAUCUGAAAUACACAGAAAGAUUAUUUAGGAGUACUGUUAUUGAAAGAAUAAAGUUAAAUAAACCACUAAA
Messenger RNA from Myiozetetes cayanensis, 11021 nucleotides. Its product is annotated as secretory phospholipase A2 receptor-like. The transcript is spliced from 64 exons. Gene Ontology annotation, molecular function: signaling receptor activity. The record is from RefSeq and is a predicted model, not a curated record. Bases 9 to 9329 code for a protein of 3106 amino acids. Gene Ontology annotation, cellular component: plasma membrane; signaling receptor complex. Lineage: Eukaryota; Metazoa; Chordata; Aves; Passeriformes; Tyrannidae.